GAUUCACUACACCCAAAAUAUUCCGGUAACAAUGGCUACAGCCAUGGACUGCAGAAACUGGGACGAAGACAUAUACAGAGAUUCCAUUAUACUCGAGAGAGAAUCUCAAUGUCGAACGGUCUUCCGGACUGCAUUUGCCCCGAACCCGGACCAUAAUUCCUAUCCGGACCUCAUCGUCGGCGCCAUUAGCGAUGGCUCCAUUGCCGCUUACUCUAUCUCUUCUUGCCUUGGAUUGAACUCCGCGGGCAAUUCAUUGGUGCCAGUAGCUGAACCUAGUUGGCUGGUGCAAGGACAUGAUGGACCUGCUUAUGAUGUUAAAUUUUAUGGUAACCAUGAAGAUUCACUGUUAUUGAGUUGUGGUGAUGAUGGUCGGAUUCGAGGAUGGAAGUGGAAAGAAAUAUUGGGGUCUAAGGAAUCGGCACAAGGAGGCGUAUCAAAGCCGGUACUUGACUUGGUAAAUCCUCAAAAGAAAGGUCCGUGGGGGGCGCUUUCGCCAAUUCCUGAAAAUAAUUGCGUGGCUGUUAAUACUCAGACCGGAUCCAUAUUUGCUGCUUCUGGUGAUUCUUGUGCAUAUUGCUGGGAUGUGGAGAAGAAUGAAAUAAAGAUGGUUCUUAAAGGACAUUCAGACUACUUGCAUUGCAUUGUUGCGCGAAAUUCUCACAAUCAGGUUAUAACUGGUUCAGAGGAUGGGACAGCACGAAUAUGGGAUUGCAGAACUGGUAAAUGUAUUCAAAUAAUUGAUCCCCAGAAGGAUAAGAAGUUGAAGGAGUUGUAUCCAUAUGUCAGUUGCAUAGCUCUUGAUGCAAGCGAGAGUUGGCUGGCUUGUGGAAGUGGCCGGUCUUUAUCUGUUUGGAAUCUUCCAGCUAGUGAAUGUGUUUCAGGUAUCACGACAAGUGCUGCUACCCAGGAUGUCUCAUUUGAUGAUAAUCAAGUUUUAGCAGUUGGAGCAGAGCCACUUCUUAGUCGCUUUGACCUGAAUGGAGAUAUUAUUUCACAGAUACCAUGUGCUCCUCAGUCGUUGUUUUCCAUUUCUGCACAUCCUUCAGGGGUCACAGCAGUAGCUGGUUACGGAGGAAUAGUGGAUAUUGUAUCACAAUUUGGUAGUCAUUUGUGCACAUUCCAGUGCAGAGGAGUUCAGAAGGGACUGCCAAUGCAGCUUAUUUAACUUUGGGACAUUGUUAGAUGAAUCAGUCAAGACAGGAAAGAAUUGCCUGCAAAGAAAGUUGUCAGUGAGAUGUUAUGGUUAAGGAAAACCAACUUUUUCUCUGAAAAAAACUUGGUCACCACUUACUUGCAGCAAGCUAUAUGAGUUUCACUUCAAAAAAAUGAAAUUUAGCCCUGUAUCAUCAGCUUGGGGAGGAAUUACUACUAACAAAUAUUAGAGUUAUUUUUAGUGAAGUGAGGUGUACAUAUGAAUAGCUGAUGAAAGUAUCACUGUGUAGUAACUAUUGCCAGCAAAAAUGAAACA
This is a messenger RNA of Solanum verrucosum, 1468 nucleotides long. RefSeq names its product THO complex subunit 6. Gene Ontology annotation, cellular component: THO complex; transcription export complex. Gene Ontology annotation, molecular function: protein binding. The transcript has 13 exons. Gene Ontology annotation, biological process: mRNA export from nucleus. The record is from RefSeq and is a predicted model, not a curated record. Bases 32 to 1165 code for a protein of 377 amino acids. NCBI's taxonomy places the organism in Eukaryota, Viridiplantae, Streptophyta, Magnoliopsida, Solanales, Solanaceae.